ACCGACUUGUAUCAUCGUGCGACUCUUGUCUCGCUGAACACCAUCAUCCUAAAGGAGCGCCCGUACAUCCACGCAAUCCUACUUUCUACGUUCGAAUAAUGGCUGAAAUCAGGAGGAAGCUUGUUAUCGUCGGUGAUGGUGCUUGUGGAAAGACAUGUUUGUUGAUAGUUUUCUCCAAAGGAACGUUCCCUGAGGUCUAUGUUCCGACCGUCUUCGAGAACUAUGUGGCAGAUGUAGAGGUUGAUGGAAAGCAUGUCGAGCUUGCGCUAUGGGAUACGGCAGGGCAAGAAGACUAUGACCGUCUCAGACCUCUCAGUUACCCAGACACUCAUGUCAUUCUUAUCUGCUUUGCUGUUGACUCACCAGACUCUCUGGACAAUGUUCAAGAAAAGUGGAUUUCUGAGGUGAUGCAUUUCUGCGCCGGUCUUCCCAUCAUUCUUGUUGGCUGCAAGAACGACCUUAGACGUGAUCGACGAGUGAUUGAUGAGCUCAAGAAGACGAGCCAGAGACCUGUAACUCCUGAGGAGGGUAUGGCCGUAGCGAACAAGAUUGGCGCAAGGCACUAUCUCGAGUGCUCUGCUAGAACAGGCGAGGGCGUCCGCGAAGUCUUCCAAUAUGCUACGAGGGCUGCACUUCUUAGCCGGCCCAAGAAUAGCAAGAAACACCACUGCGUGGUUGUGUAGACUAUUUCGUCUUACUUUCCACCUCGCCACACCCCGCCGCUUCUCUGACUACGCCCUUGCCCCUGUCAAGAGUCCAUACCCUUCACGACUAGUUGUUAUUAGCAAUCUUCAUGAUCUGUCCUUUCCCUCUCGCUCUAUUUUUGCGUGACCGGACACGUGUGCGGCCUUGUCAGUAUUUGACUCUGCAUUGAUGUCUCUUUGCUUUUCAGUUUUGAAUGAAUUCAAGUAGGAUUGCAUGGACCUUUGGUAGUACGUUCUAUAUCCACGCUUCUACCUGUUAAUCCGCUUCGAGUUUGAGUCGCAUGUCUACAAUGGUCUUUGUCUCCGAUGUUCCAGGAAUAUAGAAGCGCCAAGUUGAACUCUGAA
Molecule: messenger RNA, 1049 nt
Organism: Suillus subalutaceus
Lineage: Eukaryota; Fungi; Basidiomycota; Agaricomycetes; Boletales; Suillaceae
Product: P-loop containing nucleoside triphosphate hydrolase protein
Exons: 5
Coding region: 99-683 (194 amino acids)
Biological process (GO): small GTPase-mediated signal transduction
Molecular function (GO): GTPase activity; GTP binding
Source: RefSeq, a predicted model, not a curated record